Messenger RNA from Trichomycterus rosablanca, 1900 nucleotides. RefSeq names its product dehydrogenase/reductase (SDR family) member 13b.2 (gene dhrs13b.2). The transcript is spliced from 8 exons. NCBI's taxonomy places the organism in Eukaryota, Metazoa, Chordata, Actinopteri, Siluriformes, Trichomycteridae. The coding region runs from base 65 to 1342 and encodes 425 amino acids. The record is from RefSeq and is a predicted model, not a curated record.
UUCAUGUUUGCAUGGCGGUUUGUUGGCGCUCCGACUGGAGGUCUCUAAAAGAAAGAGUUCUGUCAUGAAUAUUGCGUUUUGUGGGCUUGUUCUUGGAAUAUUAUGUUCAGCGGAUGUAUCUGGAUCUCAGUCUGAGCAUGAUGUCCGAUGGCUGCCUUGCCAAUUUAGGGAUGAAACAAGACAAAUAAAUGUUGAGGGGGUAAAUGAAACCAAAUUCCACUUCAGAAAUGCAGUGUUGCAGUUUGGCAAUCCAGGAGACCACCCUGUACACAAUGAUGCUAUUACCUUCCUUGUCACAACUUCAAAGGUGGAUAUGAGACACUAUAUGAAAGGUGGUGAGGACAUGGUGGAGUGUGAGAUCCAUAGAUAUAACACAGGAGGAAUUGUCAUGCGCUGGCCUGGUUUUGGCGCUCAAGACAACGAUGUUUGGUUUACUUGUGUUCUCCAUCAUACUAAGGGCCAGUUUGUCCUGACCACCUUUCUCAGACACACACCUGCACAGGAAGGCUAUCAAGAGAAGAUACAGAUUGGAGAUCAAGGAAUUUUGACCACCUCAGCUUCCAUGAUUGUACUGACAAACACGCCUACUGUUCACGUGGGUCUUCUGAAGGAGCAGACGCUACACUGUCAGUUUGCUGUGGAUCAUAAGUCGCCAAACGUGACCGUUGAAUGGAGAUUUCAGCGGCGUGGCGAGCGCACUUUGCUCUUCAGCCACUACAGUCGCACUGGAAAGAGCCAAGGCAGCGGAGUGUCUGUUAAAACCCUGGGAACAGGAAAUGCCUCUCUGAAAAUCCCUCUCGCUACACAGUCUAACGAGGGCACAUACAUGUGCUCAGUACUUGUCCCGCCACUCUACGGCAGCAACGAUAUCACCCUGAGCAUCCAAGAACCGCCACGUGUGUCACUGAAUGUGGACACAUCCUUGUCCUUACCACCAGGAGGAGAGCAGAAGGUGGUGUGUAAUGCUGACGGCUACUACCCACUUGAUGUGAACAUCGAGUGGUUACAGGAGCCAGUGGGUUCAAACCUACUGCCCGUGGUUCUGAAGAACAUUUUGUACUCUAGUCACCGUCACAAUAAGGAUGGCACAUACUCCUUCUCGGCCUUCUUCCUGCUUCAGCCUAGCAUUGACGAUUCUGGGUCCAGGUACACUUGCAGAGUGAACCAUCAGGCUCUGCGUACACCGAUUCGCAAGAGUUUUACCCUCGUCAUCACAGAUGAAGAAUCAGCACUGUGGUAUUUCUUAGUAUUUGUAUUUAUCCUGGUCAUGGUGGGAAUACUGAUCUGGCUGCUGCCUCAGCUCUUUGCUACAAAAAGACAAGCACCAAACAAGCUCUGGUAACCAUGCUAGAAGAAUUACAGCUUCACUCCAUGGAGACAGAAACCACAAUCCUUCUCCUUCCUCACCUCCUUCCUUCCUGUACCUGCCAGGUUGCUUGAUCAGGUCUUUCACGUUGAAAUCACAGAACACCGUCUUUGAUCUGACGCCUAAUGAAGUCAUUGAUGCUUACAGACAGAUCAGUGUGUGGUAUUAAUGUCAUUAAAAAAUCAUCUAGAAUCAACUGUAAGAAACCUGCCAGCUUGCUGUGUAUCACAACUUGUGAUAAUAAUCUAACACUGAAUGUAAAUGAGUUCAUUUAGUAAAUUUUGAUGGCUGCUGUGUGACUACAAAGCUGAAAAUUAAUACUGAACAGCGUAUAUUAAUUAGCUGUAGACCUAAUUAGUUGAAAAUGGAAAUAAAAAUGUUUGUUUGAAUGAGUUUGAGUGUGUUGUUGGUGCAUAGGGUAGAAUUUUGGGUUCUUAGAGUUACAAGGCAAACUAGAUCGAUGCUAGCCAUUUAGAAAAGCAGUCUGCCAUGUUUUUGUUUGUGAGCAUUAAAGAUUGUUGUGGAUUAAACGUC